This is a messenger RNA of Megalobrama amblycephala (Wuchang bream), 1564 nucleotides long. It is a transcript of the gene kmt5ab, whose product is annotated as lysine methyltransferase 5Ab. The transcript is spliced from 8 exons. The coding region runs from base 119 to 1030 and encodes 303 amino acids. Gene Ontology annotation, molecular function: histone H4K20 methyltransferase activity; protein binding. Lineage: Eukaryota; Metazoa; Chordata; Actinopteri; Cypriniformes; Xenocyprididae. The record is from RefSeq and is a predicted model, not a curated record.
GUUUGACCAAUGAGCGCUGCGAUUGAUAUUUAAAAACCAGAAGGUGUUUACCUCAGCAUGCUGUGUGUGUGUGUGUGUGAGUGAUCUGACCUGUGUGCUGUAGGAAAUCUGACCCAAGAUGGGAAGAGGCAAAAAGUCGACCAAACGAAGAGCUGUGGAAGGCAGUGUGAAGGACAAAGAUGAAGUGGCCAAAGAAAACAAACACGGAAACACACCGACAAGCCCAGGUCAGCUGACCAUACUCAGCUGUCUGAAUCCAAACAAGCCGCUCCGGAGUAACCCGCUCGCCCCUUUAUUACACGACAAUUCAGCGGCGGACACGAGCAGACGGAGUGAAGAUGCAGAAGAGCAGAACACUCCCAAACAGAUCCAGAGCGGCUCACACAACGAUCCCACUGAUCCUCAGAAAGAUCCUGGGACAAAGAAGCUAACCAAAUCUGGGCAAAGAAUAAACGGUGAAAAGUCAACAGACAGGAAAUUGAAAGUCAAAGAGCCUGAACUCAACCGAAAGGUCACAGAUUAUUUUCCUGUCAGGAGAAGUUGCAGGAAGAGCAAAGCCGAGCUGAAGUGUGAGAAGCAGCGGCACAUUGAUGAUCUGAUCAGGAACGGAGUGGAAGAGGGGCUGAAGGUGAAGAGUAUCGAAGGGAAGGGAAGAGGGAUUUUUGCAGACAGACGGUUUCAGAAAGACCAGUUUGUUGUGGAGUAUCAUGGGGAUUUGUUAGAGAUUUCUGAUGCCAAAGCAAGAGAGUCUCGAUACGCUCAGGACCCCUCGACGGGCUGCUACAUGUACUAUUUCCGCUACCACGACAAAACCUACUGUGUUGACGCUACCAAAGAAAGCAACCGUCUGGGCCGACUGAUCAACCACAGUAAAAAUGGAAACCUUCAGACCAAACUGCAUGAUAUAAAGGGCACGCCUCACCUCAUCUUCCUGGCCUCCAGAGACAUCGAGGUGGACGAGGAGCUGCUGUAUGAUUACGGUGACCGCAGUAAAGAAGCCAUCGCUGCUCAUCCGUGGCUCAAGAACUGAUUCACUGGAGCUGAUGGAGUCAUCUAGACGUACAGUGCCAUGUGACAUGUCUGAGUUGUCGUCUGGUACCAUAAAAUGAAUUGUAUUGUCUUAUGAACGUUAGUUUUUAAUGAGUACACCUUGAGUUAAGGUUGAAUGAUGUAAAACUAAUUGUCUAACCACUUAAUGGUUGGGGAAAGUUCACUCAAAUCAAAUUUACUCACUCAUGUUGCUCCAAACUUUUAGGACUUGCUUUUCUUCAGAAGAACACAAACUGUUUUGAAGAAUGUUUUAGCUGUUUCUGUCCGGUCAGUGAAGUCAGAAAGGAACGAUCAAUCAUGUGUGUUUUGCACAGGAAAGAUGGGAGUAUGUUUGGACUGACAUGAGGGUGAGUAAAGGACAAAACGUUGUUUUUGGUGAACUAUUGGUUUUAAUGAGUAAUGUAUAAGAAUAUCAGUCUGACUUUAAUGAUAAGAGAAACGGGUAUAGUUACUGUACAUUUUGUAUAAACAAAAUCGUUUGUGAAGCAAUUAUACCACAUUUUUUUGGUUUUGA